Bradysia coprophila is the source of this 5527-nucleotide messenger RNA. RefSeq names its product secretory pathway calcium atpase (gene SPoCk). NCBI's taxonomy places the organism in Eukaryota, Metazoa, Arthropoda, Insecta, Diptera, Sciaridae. Gene Ontology annotation, biological process: calcium ion transport. Gene Ontology annotation, cellular component: membrane. Gene Ontology annotation, molecular function: ATP binding; ATP hydrolysis activity; P-type calcium transporter activity. The record is from RefSeq and is a predicted model, not a curated record.
GUUUCCCAAUCAGUCACCCUACAACAUUGAAGUUACAUUUACGUGUAGUUACAGAAUCGGAACAUUUAAAACGGGGAAAAAGAUGUGAAGUUCUGUGAAAUUGCUAAGUUAAAUGUUAAAAUGAGUGUGAAUAAAACUAUCGAUUACACCCAAUACCAGAAAGUUCCAAGUGAUUCACAAUUCGAAUUGAAUUCCAACAAAUUUAUGUCGUCAAAUGCAGAGGAAAGUACAUAUGAUGCAGAAAUGUUGCCCUCUACUUUGGAAUCGUCAGUGUAUGCUGCCAAUGAAGUAGCAGCUCGUUUACGCGUCGACACACGUACCGGUCUAACAUGGUCCGAGGCAAACUAUCGAACAAAAAUCGUUGGCCAUAAUGAGCUGAAUGUGAAAGAGGACGAUCCGACAUGGAAGAAAUACGCACAACAGUUUCAAAACCCCUUGAUAUUGUUGCUGCUAGGCUCUGCCGUGGUUAGUAUAUUUAUGAAGCAAUACGACGAUGCAGUUAGCAUCACAAUUGCCAUCAUCAUCGUUGUGACAGUGGCAUUUAUCCAAGAGUAUCGUUCGGAGAAGAGCUUGGAGGAACUGAAGAAGCUCGUUCCACCGGAAUGUCGAUGCUUGCGCGAAGGACGAAUCGAAUCAUUUUUGGCUCGUGAAUUGGUACCCGGUGACAUCGUUCACUUGAAUGUCGGCGAUCGUGUUCCGGCUGAUUGUCGCCUGUACGAAACGAUUGAUUUGUCAAUUGAUGAGUCGAGUUUUACUGGCGAAACUGAACCGGCUAAGAAAACAGCAGACAUCGUGUUCAAUACCGGCAACAGUAAGGAUCACACGAAAAUGAAAAACAUUGCGUUUAUGGGAACGUUGGUGCGUUGUGGCAAUGGCAAGGGGAUCGUUGUCAGCACCGGUGAACGCAGCGAAUUCGGUGAAGUUUUCAAAAUGAUGCAAGCCGAAGAGGCACCAAAAACCCCGCUACAAAAAUCGAUGGACAUACUCGGAGCCCAGCUGAGCUUUUACUCGUUUUGCAUCAUCGGAAUUAUUAUGUUCCUGGGGUGGAUUCAGUCGAGAGCGCUUGUCGAAAUGUUUACAAUCGGUGUUAGUUUGGCGGUUGCAGCUAUUCCAGAAGGAUUACCAAUUGUUGUGACCGUUACGUUAGCCUUAGGUGUGAUGAGAAUGGCAAAGCGUAAUUGUAUUGUUAAAAAGUUGCCCACGGUCGAGACUUUGGGAUGUGUGAAUGUGAUUUGUAGCGAUAAAACUGGAACAAUAACUAAGAAUGAGAUGACAGUGACUGUGAUAAUAACAUCCGAUGGCUACAUGGCUGAUGUUAGUGGAGCCGGCUACAAUGACCAAGGUGAAAUUUACAUUCGCGAUUGUAAUAGUCAAGACAUGGCCAAACAAAGCAUUCAGAAUUUGUUGGAAAUUGGCGCCGUUUGCAACAAUGCAAUCAUCCAGGACGAAGCUUUGUUGGGCCAACCGACUGAGGGUGCACUAUUAGCUGCUGCAAUGAAAUGUGGACUGUAUGCUGCAGCCGACCAGUAUAUCCGCUUGCAAGAGUACCCGUUCAGUUCGGAGCAAAAGAUCAUGGCGGUAAAGGUUGUGUCGAAGUACAGUAACAAUAAGGAGGAAAUGUUCUAUGUGAAGGGUGCACUCGAAAUGCUCUUGCCGCAAUGUACCAAAUACAUGUACGGCGGACAGAUCUGUAAUUUAUCCAAACAGAAUGAGGCUGACUUUUUGACCGAAUCCUACGAGAUUGCUCGUAAAGGCAUGAGAGUUUUGGCAUUGGCUAAGGGAAAAUCUCUUCAGGAUCUGGUGUACAUGGGAAUAGUCGGUAUAACUGAUCCGCCGCGACCGUUGGUUCGUGAAUCAAUUGAAAUUCUGCGACAGAGCGGAGUUCGCGUUAAAAUGGUAACCGGAGAUUCUCAAGAGACUGCUGUUGCUGUGGCGAAUCUGAUCGGACUUGACACCGUUCAUCAUCAGGUAUUAUCCGGACCCGAAUUGGAUCAAAUGAACGAAGUUCAAUUGGAAAAGGUCAUCAACAAUGUGAGCAUAUUCUGUCGCGUUACACCCAAACAUAAGGUUACCAUCGUCAAGGCUCUUCAACGAACUGGUAAUAUUGUGGGUAUGACUGGCGACGGUGUUAACGAUGGUGUGGCGUUGAAACGAGCCGAUAUUGGAAUUGCAAUGGGUAAAAACGGAACAGAUGUCUGCAAGGAAGCGGCUGACAUGAUUUUGGUUAAUGACGACUUUCACACAAUAAUCUCGGCAAUCGAAGAGGGUAAAUCGAUUUUCUACAACAUUCGGAAUUUUGUGCGAUUUCAAUUGAGUACAUCGAUAGCGGCACUAUCAUUGAUUGCUCUCAGUACUCUGAUGGGCAUACCAAAUCCGUUAAACGCCAUGCAAAUUCUGUGGAUAAAUAUCAUCAUGGACGGUCCACCAGCUCAAUCGCUUGGUGUUGAAGCCGUCGACCAAGAUGUGCUGAAACAGAAACCCCGCAACGUUAAGCAACCAAUGAUAACGCGAGCAGUCAUCAUCAACGUACUCCUAUCGGCGAGUAUCAUAAUCCUGGGCACACUGUGGGUAUUCCAACGGGAAAUGGCUGACGGAUCGCUGGGCAAAACGAAACGUGACACCACAAUGACAUUCACCUGUUUCGUAUUCUUUGACAUGUUCAACGCAUUGAGCUGUCGAUCGCAGACGAAAUCGAUUUUCAAAAUCGGUUUUUUCACCAAUAAAAUGUUCCUGCUGGCUGUUGCAUUUUCGGUAAUCGGUCAGUUGUUGGUCAUAUAUUUUCCGCCGUUGCAAAUGGUUUUUCAAACGGAAGCAUUGACGGGAAUGGAUUUGCUAUUUUUGGUGUCGCUCACGUCAACAGUAUUCAUCGUUUCCGAACUGAAGAAGUGGUUCGAACGAACCAUAGAGCAGCGAAUGCAUAAAACUAAAUCCGAACUGGACUUUGUAUGACACACAGCGAAGGUAAAACGUGCACGUAAGGAUCAUUAAGCGUUUUGUUCUUUUGUCAAUUUCUUUACAUUUUUUUCUUUUAAAUUUUAAUUUUGAUUAAUUUUUUUACUCUGCAAUUGCUUGUUUGUCCGAAUGUACAAUAGCGGACGAAGAAAAGUUGUUUGUACGAAUAUUUUUGUUUUGUUUUUUGAUUAUUUUUUUUUUAUAAAUUUAAGGCACUAGUUACUUCAGAAACAAUUAGGCAACUCGCUUUAAUUUUACUUACACAUACUACUGAAUUGAACAUGAUUUUUUGUGGCUGUUUGACGAUGUUUUACUAUCGAAUAAAUUGAAACUGAAAUGUAAACGAUUCGUGAAGUGUCGAUGGGUAGCGGAUAAGUUUUCUAGUUGUCGUCCACUCUAUAUUUUAUAAUCCAUUCAAAGUACUGAGUUUGAAGGGAUAUGCCUUGAUUUCUGGUCGGUUGCAUGUGACUUUAUGACAAAACUCAGUAAAAACAUCUUAAUCAGAAUCUUUGUGUGAAUCUCAAAAUGAGACAAGUCGUGUCAAAUUGUGAUUUUUAUUUUCUUGAUUGUAGAGCAUAGGUUACGCCUUCGACGAUUGGAGGCCGGUUUCGUUUUAACUUAUUUUUAACUUAUACUAAGCUAUGUCAUAGCUGUUAUGAUUUGACGUCACAGUCAACAGUCGUCUGUAAGUUCUUUGCAUCACAAAAGAGUAACUGAAGUCCUCGGCAAUUGGCAUCAACUUCUGUAAAAAAGGUUUAUCAAACUAAUAUCCGUCGAAACUUUGAUAAAUCCAGAGAUAUCACUGGUUGUUCCAGCAAUGCUGCUGCAGAUAUCAUACCGAUUAUUCUAAAUUUUAAUAGUCCGUAACACCACGCGGAUCAGUGACACCAAGUUAAUCCUUGACACCACGUGCAUCCGUCACAUCAUGUGCAUCCGUGACACCACGUGCAUCCGUGACACCAUGUGCAAAUUAGUACCUUAAAGUCACGGUUUAAUAGAACCUUUUACCACUUAGUACGGAAACGUUAUCGGUACUUUUGUUUUUGAGCUAACGUAUCUCCGUCAGCUGACAUUGUGCAACAAUGAAAUCGACAUCGUUCUGCUGGUAACAUUUUCCCAAGAUCCACUUCAAUGUUAUGAGUUAGCACCUCUUUUUUUUAGAGUUACACUCAGCAUGGUGUCGCUGUUUAAAAUUGUUGCAAACGCAAACAUAAGAUUUAUUCCUAACAAAUCGUCAAAGAACCAUAAAAAAUACUUAUUGAACAUCUACACCGUAUUGACCGAUGCAUAUUGUUUUUGUUCGCUUUAUUUUUGCUGAACUAAUAGGAAACAAUUUUAGUGUUUUGUUGGUUUUGUUUAAAAUAAAAAUCGUUCAACAUAAAACAUUUUUAUACAAGAAACAAUAAAUUCUGUGCCUAAGUGAUAUUUGCUAUUGGGGUAAAAAAAUAUUUUUAUCGUAUUGACCAAGGAAAGAAAAUAAUUUUUUAGUUUUUCUUAAUUGCUACAGAAAAAGAAAAUAGAAAAAUUUCGUUUUCAGUGUUUUGUUUUAGGUUUCAAAUUAAGAUGACUUUUCGUUAACUUAAAAAAAUUUGAUGUAGUAAGACCAUAAAUUAUUAUCAAGAUAUUUAUGCAUAAUGCGUAUGUGUUUUAAGCAAGUAUAUUUAAACAGCAACAUAACAAUUGAAUGUCGUAAACAUAAAGAUAGCAUUAUCCAACCCCCUCUAGAAAGGAGAGGGGAAAACAAAAAUCCUCUGUAAUUUACAUAAUGUAUUGCGCUAUUUUCUGUUAAUUAAUUAUUUUUUAAAUUUGUACAAUGAAAAUGUUUGUGAGGUGUGAAGAAAACAACAAUUGUGAUAUAAUUUUAAGUUGACCUUUUUAGUAAAUUCUUUCGAAUUUUGUUUUGUUUUUAAUUUUAUUUUUCUUUUAGCAAUUUAUUUCAUUUUUUCGUACAGUCCAUUAAUGUCACGUUUUGCCAAGAGAGAAAAAAGAAGCGGAAAUUUUGCGUUAAUGAAUGGGAGCGAUUGGUUUUUUUUGUGUGAAUUCAAUUUCGACACAUUUCUAGAAUAAAUUGGUCUGCAUAGACCUUUGUCUGAUUACCAUUUCAUGUGGUAAAGAAUGGAGAAUGGACUAUUGAAAAAAGAAUCUACAAAGCGUCCGUUUCGCUUAUAUGAAUUGUUCUCACUUUAGAAAGGCUGAGUAAAUGUCCGGAAAACAAGAAGUUGAAGAAAAUAUUUUCUCAAUCAGAUUUAUCGUUUCAUCGUUUAUUAUAUUUAGUGUUGUCGAUAGCAGAUGACUAUAGAAGUUUCUAUUAAUUUAAGCGAACUGAAGCGGUAGCUAAAAUAAAUUUUUACCGGCCCCAGCUGCACGAAAAAAGCAAACGGCCUUUUGGCUCCAAUGGAUCUCCCACUAUGGCCACUCCGGGCCGGAAUAUGAGUUUACAAACAUCUAAUAGAAAUGUUGUCGAAAUUGAAUGCAGUGUAUCAAUCGGUCGACGUUUCAAAUUUGUGAUUAUGGUUGAACGGUGCUAGAAUAAUUAACCAGAAUCAACCAUGACCAAUUAAAAAAAAAUGAAGAU